CUUCUUUGCGUUUUCUUCAUUCGUGCAGCGCCAAUCGCGCGGUGUGUGUUGCGUUUUUCUUAUUUGCAAAAUCGUUAAGGAAUGGUAAUGAAAAGUACACAUAUGUAUUUAAAAAGUUGUUAUAGAAAUACAACUUAUGUGAAGCAGCCGCUGUCAAUAUGAAAAAAAACUUCUACCAAGUAAAUCCAUCAAUUUACUUCACAAUAUGUUGGCUUAGGUUCGGUGUGUAUGUCUUUCGGAUUGUGUUAAAUAUAAAACUCUAAAAAUAUGGAAGUCCAAGUGCAAAAAGUGGGAAAUGUAAAACAAAUAUGCGCGCAAUUGUGUCUGUAUAUGUGUGAAAAAACGUCCCCUUACACCCACACACAUACACUUUGGAAAAUUAAACGAAAACCCAGCUCCUCGCCUGUCUUACUCAUUCUUACUGUUGCUUUGGGGAUUUCAGUUCUUCUGCCUUUUGGAAAAUAAACAACAAAUACAUUUAGUUACCGUUAUGUGGUUUUUUAUAAUAUACUAAACUCGUUUCCCAUUCCUUUUUCUUCACUUUUCAGUCGACGCGCCCUAAUUGUUAAUAAUUUGCCCAAAAAUGCAUUUCAACAGUAAAAAACUUUCGUGAAAAACUGAAAAAAAAAAAUAAUUAUAAUCGAAACGUGAGAUGUGAAAAUGUGUAAUGUGAAAUUUAGCAGUUAAGCGCGGAUUAAAUGUAUUAUUUAAAUUAUUGUUUCAAUGAUUUCUAUAAAAAAAAAUUAAAAAACUAAAAAAAAUCGAAAAAACAAACUAAAAAAAGGAAAAAAACAAGAAACAUUUUUUUUAAACUAGUGCAUACAAUAAUAACAAAAACAAAAACAAAGAUUAACAGAACGGGAAAAGAAGGACCACAAGGAGCGAGAGAGUAAAAGGUGAAGGCGGGAGCGAGAGAGAAAAAUGUCAACGUUCUUAAACAAUUUCUUCCCGGCAGAUACGGCUGCUAUGGAUCCAAUUUUCUUCUCGCCAACGAAUGGUAUACCGUCAGAAAGUAAACUCGCUACUUAUAUGAAUCGACAGAAUGUCGCCACAUCGAGCGGUUAUGGGCUGAAUAACGGGUUCUCACUACUUAACUUGGACUCGCCCCUGAAUAAAAAGUCCCAGGUCACGCCGCAGUCGCCCGAGUUCAUUCCAACGCGCUUAAACUCGAACCCCAACUUCUACGCACCAUAUCACAACGCGCCCAUCCAACUGAGUAAUGGGCUCAACGGCGUCAAUGGGUUAACGUCAGCAGUGGCAGCCGCAGCUCCCUCCUCCUCCACGACAUCGGUGUCCGCCUCGGUGACCAUCAGCAAGUCGGGCAACGGCGGAGCCUCCAUGCUCUCGCUGCAGAAGUCCGCCUCCAUCUCCACAGUCACCAUCGCACAACAGCAGCAGCAGCAGCAGCACCCACAGAAGCAGCAGCAGCAGCAGCACCCGCCCUCGGUGGGCGGUGGAGCGGUGUCCGCCGCCUCCGCCCCCAUCGCGAUUAGCGGAGCUCCGCCGAACCCCGCCGCCGCCCCCUUCGUCAGCAGCCUGUCCGCCCAGACGCCGCUCAAGGGGAGGGGCGCCCUGCUGCGCCAGGAGUCGCCCACGACGGCCAUGCUGGCGGGCGAGAAGUCCCCGCCCCACGGGAUGACGCCCCACGGAGCCUCGCCCAUUCCCACAUCGCUGCCCACCAGCGUCCACCAGGAGAACGUGGGCGGCACCAUCUACUUCUACCCGACUGCCAACGCACAGAACAACCAGCCCGUCGGCAACUCCGUGCUGGUGGACAACUCGCACCCCGCUCACCAUGGCGUGAGUUCGGUGGCGCCGAUGAGCGGCGGGGUUCCGGCCAGCAUGAUGUACGCGGGGCACGUGUACCCGGGGCCCUCCUCCAACGUGGUCACCCUGCAGCCGAAGACGCAACUGGAGUCGGCCUUCUUCAUGCCGGACGAGAUGCGCUCCGAAAUCCUUGCCCGCAACGAGAUCUCCAACCUGAUAAUGGACGCAGCGGAGGCCGCGCAGCACGCCCUGCCGCUGGAGGUGGACAACUACCACGCGCUGUAUCCGCUCGAGCCGCCGGCCCAGCCGAUGCACGUCAAGCUCACGCUCCCCGCCAGCACCUACCGGGCCACGCACAACACGACGGGCUACAAGUACUGCCUGCGAAGGUUACACGGUUUCCGCCUGCAGUCGACCAAGUGCAUGACGCUGGUGGAGAUGUGGAAGAAGCUGCAGCACACGAACGUGGUGCAACUGCGCGAGGUGUUCACGACGAAAGCAUUUGGUGAUAACUCUUUAGUAUUAGUGUACGACUACUAUCCCGGCUCACAAACUUUACUGGCCAAAUACUUCACGCCGGCGCCAGAGACCAACGGGUACACUGAUCCAUUCCAAGGCGAGGCCCGCCCCUUCAGUCAUAAGAGCAACAUGAAUCGAACGAGCAACGGACAACUGCUGCCGGAGGCCACCAUCUGGUCGAUCAUCAUGCAGCUGACCGCCGGCCUGAAAGCCAUCCACCACGCGGGUCUUGCCUGCAAGGUCCUGGAUCCCACUAAGAUCAUAGUGACGGGCAAGCGGGUGCGGUUUAGCUCCUGCUGCAUCUCGGACAUCACGCAGUUCGACCCGAAUGCGGCCAAUCCCUUGGCCCUGGUUAACAUGCACCAGCAGGACGAUCUGACUGCUCUGGGUCGCUUAGUAUUAGCGCUGGCCUGCCGCUGCCUCCAGUCCGUGCAACGCGACAACGUCCAGUCGAGCAUCGAUAUGGUUACGCGAAACUACUCCACCGAUCUGCGAAACUUCAUAGUUUACCUCUUCACCACGAACAACCGGCGCUCGGUGACCGACCUGAUGCCCAUGAUCGGGGCCCGUUUCUACACGCAGCUGGACGCCCUGCAGAGCCAAAUCGACAUGCAGGAGGACGAGCUGGCAAAGGAGAUGGAGAACGGACGCCUGUAUCGCAUUUUGGUCAAGCUGAACAGCAUCAACGAUCGGCCAGACUUCAAUCUGGACUGCACAUGGUCCGAGACUGGUGAUAGAUACAUGUUGAAAUUAUUCCGUGAUUUUUUGUUCCAUUCCGUGACUGAGGAUGGCCGGCCCUGGCUGGAUCACGCACACAUUGUACAAUGCCUCAACAAGCUGGAUGCAGGCUCCAUAGAGCGCGUGCAACUUAUGUCCCGCGACGAGCAAUCGGUACUCAUCGUCUCCUAUGCUGAACUCAAGAAUUGUCUGGAGAACGCUUUCUCCGAACUGAUGUCAAGUGCGGCCAACUGAGCACCUCGGGCCAACUGAGACCCACAAUGGGAAGCGGGAAACGGAUCACGGAUCCCGCUCACUGAAAACACGCGCAGCUCACUUAGCCACCCUCCGCAUGACCACAAAGCGACUACGAUUAAACGGAUUAGCCUCUAAGCGAAACAUUCAUUACGACUAAGACAUUUUGAGAACCGUAAACCGUAAACCGUAAACCGUAAAGUAAAGUACGAAGAUGUUUAUUGUUAAGCCAAGCCGAGAAAAGAAAACUAAAAAAACGAAAAAAGAUGAAAACCGAUAUCCAAUGUUAUGUUAGCUCUUAACUAAAUUUUAGGCAUUUAAACUAAAGAAUACAAAGAAGCAACCACAACCACAACAAAUAAACCAACAACCACUUUUUGAAAACGAAAUCUCUCCAAAAGAAAAACUCAAAAAUCCAAAAAAACGCAAACAAACAAAAAGCAAGAAAAAACAUACUUAAAAGCAACAAAAUUUGAAAAAUUUGUUAAAAAAAAACGCAAAAACACAUAAAAAGGGAAAAAGAAAUCAAGCGAAAGAGCCGAGAAAACAUGGAUCUAUUUUUACAGAGCUAAGAGAGGAUGAAAGUAUUUAUAAAUAUGUAUUAAAAAAUCGAAAGAAAAAAAUUGUAAAAUUUUGCAACAAUAAAUAACUGUAAUGACAAAAAUUGCAACAGUGCAGUGCAGCAAAAUCGUUGAGCAACAACAAAAAAAGAAAGAAACCUUCAAUGCAGAGUAGAUGGAUAAGGAUUAUGAGAAACGUAGAGAAAGUAAGAAAGCGAACAAGGAACCACAUCAAAUGUUUAUAAAGCAUGUCUGACAAUUAUCGCCUGCCUCUUCUCCCCUACAGCAAACGAAAACAAAAGCAAAAACAAAAAGAAAGUAAAAGUGUGGAAGAGAAGCUGGAAAGCCGCUGGAAAGUGGAGCAGAAUGCAGAAGCGAAAUAAAUGCGCAGACGGGCAGAAUGAGGACGACCGCGAAACGUUUUUAUUUUUCAAACUGUGUAUUUUUUAUAGCAAAAUAUUUUAAAAAGAAAAACACAAAUUUUCUAAAUACAAUUUAAAAGUUUACAAAAACAAAAUGAAAACGAAAUGAGAUGUGAAACUAUGUAUUUGUAAAGAAAAUGUAAAUGUUGGUUCAUGGAACAUGCAAAGCGACGCACAGCGCGACUCUAGAAAGUAGCUCAACGAGAUACUCAAUCUAACUAAAACUGAAACAGAAACUGAAAAUGAAAAUGAGAAACUCUUAAAACUGUAACCGAAACGAAACCGAGACCGCAAUUAAAAUCGAAACGAAAUUGUCUAGGCCAAUAGCGUAAUAGCGUGAUACAUCCAUAUUGAAAUGCGCUCUCAAAUGAUCUAAGUGAAGCAUAAUGUGAAUUGCCACGCACGCGCUGAACAUCCGAGUACAAUAUUUUGCUAAUGAAAGUCUGUCUCUAGUUGUAAAGCUCCUUCUUCCUCCCCGCUGUAAUCCGUAAUCCCAUCCAGUCCGAAAGUCGCGUUGCGCCUGCGCGGCCGCAUAUCACCCAACCGAGAGAACGAUGAUUACUAAAGGCUUCAACUACUCCGCACCACCACCAAGUCACAUGAAAUGGAAAGCAAGGAACUUUUAAAUACAUAUUAAGUACGGUUUGAUUUCGAGACUCCCGAAAACUGCAUAUUGAUAUCAUUUUUUGUUGCAACGAAAGAACGGCGGAAGGAAUCAAAUCUAAAGGAUCCAAUUUUAUAGAGUCCGCUCGAAAUUCCUCAAAGAAAAUUUCCAAUUUUGGCAAUUUAUCCUAAGUGUUAUACAAGAGUACUAAUAAUUCAAAUCAGUAGAUGCUGCGGUUCGUUUACCAGCUUAGUGUGAUUUAUACUAAUUUUGUACUUGUUGGCUACUCGAUUUAUUCAGAUCAGACGGUUUAUGCAAUUUGGUUCUACUCAAGUUUUACAAUAUUUUUCUUGAUUUUUUACACUUUUGUACUUUUAUCUCUCUUUCUGUUCGUCAAGAUUACUGUGUACUUUAUUUUUAAAUUAUUGUGUACAUCAACGUAAGACUAAUUAUUUAAUUGAAACGAAAAACAAACUGUAAAAAACUUUUUGAAAAAACCAAUAAAAAAAUAAUAAAAUUUUUAAAUGUAGCGAGUGUUUAUUUAUUGUACCUACUUCUGGAUUUUAAUAUCCGUCUGUUUGUGGAAUACUUAUACAAGUUAUAGAUUUGGUCGCAAUGAGUAACCUCCGCUAAGGUGGCAAAAUAUAAGAGGCAUAUAUAAGGUGGAAAUAAAUAAGAGGCAUAUAAGAGUGGAGAAGGCAGGAAAAUUGGGGACUUGCGCACUGCGAGCCGUGAAAACUCUCGAUUUUCUCAUCGCAGGGAGCAUUUAAACAAAGCGCUCACAAAAUCCAUUUCAAGGGAGGGUUCACUUUCAGCCCAAGAGACGGCAACAGCUUUUUACAAAAAACGUUGCUCUCUGGUUAUAAUUCCCAACCCGGUCAAGCAGCGUCGGCAUGGAGUAGCGGAUGAGAAUUGUGGUUCAGGCACUCUGGUUUCUCUUCAAUUGUCGAAUAAAUCUUUCGCCUUUUACUAAAGAUUUCCGUGGAGAGGAGCACUCUAAUGAGUCUAAAAUAAUUUUUAGUAGUGCCCUGUCGCAAGACUGGGGCCAUAA
Drosophila ficusphila is the source of this 5895-nucleotide messenger RNA. It is a transcript of the gene PAN3, whose product is annotated as PAN2-PAN3 deadenylation complex subunit PAN3. The record is from RefSeq and is a predicted model, not a curated record. Gene Ontology annotation, molecular function: poly(A) binding. Gene Ontology annotation, biological process: nuclear-transcribed mRNA poly(A) tail shortening; mRNA processing. Lineage: Eukaryota; Metazoa; Arthropoda; Insecta; Diptera; Drosophilidae. Gene Ontology annotation, cellular component: PAN complex; P-body.